ACUCCUCCAAUUUGUGUGAUCUGUUCUUCCUUUUGUGUUGCCCUCCCACCUCCGCUGCUGGGAAAGAGCCCGCCGCCAGGGAACCACACGAUGGAGAGAGGGAGAGGGAAACCGAGGGCGAACAGCGCGGCACCGAGCCGCUGCGACGGACGGAAAUUGCGAGGGCUCGGAAAAGAGGGAGGAGGCCGACACGGCGGCGGCCCAAUCCGGAGGGCGCGAUCGGUCCGCGGCCUCCGGGUCCUUCCUGCUGCGCCGGUGCGAAGGGGCCCUCGUCGACGUCGCCACCGCGGUGGAGCGCGACGAGCGCAGGGCCGCCGCCGCCGCGCCCGUCAGCCAUCGCAGUAUUUUAUUUUAUGGAAACAUAAUUGGGCUUCAUUUUCUUUGGAUCGGAUCGCAAUGUUCUUCUAUAAUUUAGAAAUAACUUUUUUGUUGCAUAGAUAGAUAAACAUACUAUCUCAGCUUGGUUUCUAUCUUGAUCAUGUUGUCACCUUCGAAUCUAUCUCAAUCUGUCCCACAGGACUGUCAAGGAUGCCCUCACAGCAGCCACACUUCGGUUAGUCAAGUGUGACCCUGCAGUUCUGCUCCUAAAUCAGCAGGGUAGUCAAGUAAAUCAUCCAAAGGGUUGUCAUCUUCCAGCAAAAGAAAAUCAUGGCAACAAGGCCUCGAAGAGUAAGGAACUUGAACCUCCCAGAAGUAGAAGAUGUAGAACCUGCUGAGGAUGAGCAUGACAAUUCAGCGGAGAAUGAGAACAAUGAAAAUUUACAGUGUCCUCCUGAUAUUGAUGGUUUAUUAGCUCGCAUGCCACGCUACCAUCCUCGAAGUCCAAUUAAGAUAAUAUGGCCAAAUGGAGAGGUGCGGCAAGUUUUAGGUGAUUUCACAAUUUCAAAUCUAUUGGAAUUAGAAGGAGGAAAGGUAAUUGUUGGGACUGAUGAAAAUGGAGUCCCAAAUGAAAGGUCAGCCUCCAUUCUUGGUCAACACCUUGGACAAAUAGCAGAAAAGCCAUCAUUAGCUCCUUUACACAUUCAAAGAUGGGACAAUGCUCUGUUCAAGACACACAAGGAACAAAUAAUCAAGGAUGUUGAGGAAAAGUUUGACUUCCCUCGCUCAACUAGACAGCUCUCAAGGGAUUGGAUCCUAAGGACUGUUAACAAUAGAUGGAGAGCCUACAAAUCUAAGUUGAAGAAACAAUAUUUCAAUCCUGAAGAUAGAUCUCUAGAUGAAAUCAUAAAAGGGAAACCACCAACUGUAAAUGAACAUCAAUGGAGAGCUCUUGUUGGAUUUUGGUGCCAGGAAUCACAUAAGAAACUAUGUGCCACAAACUCCCGAUCUGCAAAAGAACAGAAGAAUACCCACACAACAGGGCGAAAAAGCCAUGCUAGGCUGAAAAAAGAGAUGGAAGACAAAAAGAAAAGAAAGGUUCAUAGGCUAGAAUUGUGGGAGGUUGCUCAUAAAAAAAAGAAUGGUAGAUACACUACUGACAAAGUAGAGACAUUAGUGGAUGCAUCUUUUGAGGAAUUACAAAAAAGGAAAGAGAACAACAAUGGUGAUCUUUCAGCUCAAGAUUUUAAUGAGGUGUUCAAUGAGAUAGUUGCUAAGGAGUUAAAAGCACGUGGGUACUAUGGUGAUAAGUAUUGGAGUCAAAUGCGAGUUUCUCAAGGUGUAACCUUUGUUACUCCAACUGAGGAAGAAAUUAGGUACCAAGAGAAAGUAAAUGCAAUGGAGAAUAAGAUGCACCACAUGACUGGUCUGAUGAAGCACUGGCUUGCUUUCAUGUCAAAAAAUUUCCAGAAGAGGAUUUCAUAAAUGAAAUGGAAGGAGCCCUAGAGGAUGAUGAAGAUGGUCUUAUGGAAACAAAAUGUGAUACUGAAAAAAGCCCUGAACAAUCAAGUGGUAAUGACAACUCUCCAUCAAUUGAUGCGCAGCAAGCACCUGUCCAGAUAAAUAAUGGAGCCACUGAAGACCACACAUCUUUAUCAAAUGAGCAGAGAAUUGCAAUGGAGGGUCAUGCAGAUAAGGGUGAUGCAGGCACUAACUUGCGAUCUGAUACUAUACAGACCAACAUGAGAUCUCGAAGAGUUAAAGCCCCCAGUUUGAACCGAUCGGAAUCGUGUGAAAUGGAAGUCUACCUUAUUUCACUGAGAAACAAAGGGAGAGUGGCGGCGAAAGGAACAUUAAGACUACUGAUAGCAAACGAGUUAUUGGUGGAAGCAUGCUUGGAACGGAAUUUGUUGGUGUUUAUGUUGACGGAAUUGAAAAUAAGGGAGAUGAGGAGUUACCUCGACCACUCUAUAGUAUUUGUACUCUAAUAGAUGCUGUUGGCUUUAUUAUUCCUUGGCCCAAAUCACAUGUGAAAAAAGUUAUGAGUUCAAAUCAUACCUGAACCAGCUUGGAAAGAAGUUCAAGCCAUGAGUGGAAAGGAGAAAGAAAGGGCAACGAAAGAUAGAUAUAUUUUAGUUGUUACAGAAAAUUCUAGAAAUAUUUGUAUGAUACUGCUACUUUCUAUGUUUCUUUGAGAACAAAUUUGUCUUGUUCAGUGUACUUCAAUUAAUCGAUGAGUUGGUUCCAGAAUUACUCA
This is a messenger RNA of Panicum virgatum (switchgrass), 2575 nucleotides long. RefSeq lists its product as uncharacterized. Lineage: Eukaryota; Viridiplantae; Streptophyta; Magnoliopsida; Poales; Poaceae. The coding region runs from base 649 to 1803 and encodes 384 amino acids. The record is from RefSeq and is a predicted model, not a curated record. The transcript has 14 exons.